UGGCAACCACCCAAGUAAAGGGAUUUGCUAGGACCAAAAAACUUCCAAGUUCGUUGUUAGAAAAUUCAACUGACACUGCGGUUCGGUGUGGGCCUUGGGGGCUAUUUAGAGAUUGUGACGACAAAAAUACCAAGACCAGAAUUCGGCUUUGUAAGUACCGGCGAGGAGAAGCACCUGAUCUUUCUAACAAAAGAGCUGAUUUGACUGAAUCUGACUGGGAAAGGAUGGAGAAUUUUUUUAAAACUACGGGGCCAAAAGAUACCGAAGAAUAUGUUCACCAGCCUGAUAUACAAACUAUACCCUGCGAUUACGUUGAACAUUCUGCUCCCUCACAUGGCACCGGUUCACAUUAUGGAGAACUACCAAGGUUAAAUGUAAGUUCCAGGGAAUUCGAUCCUGAUCGAUCUAAUUCACAUAAAAACUCCCAUAAUGGUCACCAGGAUUCAACAGCCGAUUUUAAAAUUGAUCACAAAAUUGAGGAGAUCCACGAUAUAAAUGGUAUUGAUGGAUAUAAAUCAACUGAUAAAAAGAUUGAAUCACCUAAAGUUCCGACUGUUGACACCACCUAUUCCAGCUUAUCCAAAAAUCGUAAUAAAGACGAUAAAAAACGUAAUAACGGAGGAAAAAAACGCAAAAAUGACGAUAAACGUAAUAAAGAAGAUAAAAAACGUAAAAGAGGAGAAAGAAGGCGUAAAAAUGAAGAGAAACUCAUAUCCCAGAAAGAUGCAGAAGAACUAGCUAGAAUUCGUUUGGAGUCUGAACUUGCUACACUCAAAUCUAAAAAAGAUGCAGAAGAACUUGAAAAAAUCAAAUUGCAAUCUGAACUUGCUACAAUCAAAUCUAAGAAAGAUGCAGAAGAACUUGAAAAAAUCAAAUUACAGGAACAACUUGAUACAAUCAAAUCUAAGAAAGAUGCAGAAGACCUUGAGAAAAUCAAAUUACAAUCUGAACUUGCUACACUAAAGGCCCAAAAAGAAUCAGAAGAACUAUCUAGAAUUCGUUUGGAAUCUGAACUUGCUACACUCAAGGCCCAAAAAGAAUCAGAAGAACUUGAGAAAAUCAAAUUACAAUCUGAACUUGCUACACUCAAAUCUCAAAAAGAAUCAGAAGAACUAUCUAGAAUUCGUUUGGAAUCUGAACUUGAUACACUCAAGGCCCAGAAAGAAUCAGAAGAACAGGCUAGAAUCAGAUUACAGGAAGAGCAGAAUAGAAUCAUAUCAGAAAACCAAAUGGCCUUAGAAGAACAAAAAAGGGAGUUUGAUGCUGAGCUCGAACGCCAAAAUUCAGAAUUGCAAAAACAACUAGAACAAAUCCGUAUAGAUCUGGAACAUUCUGAUAGGGAAAGACGUUUGUUAGAGAAAGAACUUUCCGACCAACUCCAAAUUCAGAAGGAAAAUGAUCCUGAUAAAAUUCUUGAACUAGAACGAGCGCGCCUUCGUGAUGAAUGGAAUAGAGAACAAGAAACAAUAAAAAGAAAAUGGGAAGAGAGUCAAGAACAUCUUCGUAAAGAGAUGAUCAGGAUGCAAAAAGAAUUAGAAGAGCAGGAUAGAAUCAAGGCCCAAAAAGAAUCAGAAGAACUUGAGAAAAUCAAAUUACAAUCUGAACUUGCUACACUCAAAUCUCAAAAAGAAUCAGAAGAACUAUCUAGAAUUCGUUUGGAAUCUGAACUUGAUACACUCAAGGCCCAGAAAGAAUCAGAAGAACAGGCUAGAAUCAGAUUACAGGAAGAGCAGAAUAGAAUCAUAUCAGAAAACCAAAUGGCCUUAGAAGAACAAAAAAGGGAGUUUGAUGCUGAGCUCGAACGCCAAAAUUCAGAAUUGCAAAAACAACUAGAACAAAUCCGUAUAGAUCUGGAACAUUCUGAUAGGGAAAGACGUUUGUUAGAGAAAGAACUUUCCGACCAACUCCAAAUUCAGAAGGAAAAUGAUCCUGAUAAAAUUCUUGAACUAGAACGAGCGCGCCUUCGUGAUGAAUGGAAUAGAGAACAAGAAACAAUAAAAAGAAAAUGGGAAGAGAGUCAAGAACAUCUUCGUAAAGAGAUGAUCAGGAUGCAAAAAGAAUUAGAAGAGCAGGAUAGAAUCAAGGCCCAAAAAGAAUCAGACGAACUUGAGAAAAUCAAAUUACAGGAACAACUUGAUACACUCAAAUCUAAAAAAGAAUCAGAAGAACUAGCUAGAAUUCGUUUGGAAUCUGAACUUGAUACACUCAAGGCCCAGAAAGAAUCAGAAGAACAGGCUAGAAUCAGAUUACAGGAAGAGCAGAAUAGAAUCAUAUCAGAAAACCAAAUGGCCUUAGAAGAACAAAAAAGGGAGUUUGAUGCUGAGCUCGAACGCCAAAAUUCAGAAUUGCAAAAACAACUAGAACAAAUCCGUAUAGAUCUGGAACAUUCUGAUAGGGAAAGACGUUUGUUAGAGAAAGAACUUUCCGAACAACUCCAAAUUCAACAAGAAAAUGUGGAGCGGAACAGUUCUACGGACCAGACCGGAAAAAAUGAGUUACCUUUGAUUCCAGCAUCUGCUGGGGGACUAAAAUCUGAGAUUUCUCAAAGUGAUGUGGAAAUCAAGCCUCCUUUCGGUGGGCACGAUUUCCCGGAAUCAGGUUUAUCUCCAAUGAAAGGAGAUGAUUCUUCCAUUGAAUUUAAUAUUCCUCCUAAGGAUUCCGUUUCAGUUUCAGACUCGGACUAUAACAAAUCAAUGAACAAUCUCCAUUUACCACAUCCAAAGUUAGAUUUGAAAGCUCAUAAUACAUCAACUCAUCAUCCUGAAAGUACUGAAAACACACCAACUCAUCAUGAUGAAAAGGUUAAUAAAGUGGAAACCAGCACUGCCAAGGGUGGUGAGGAUAUUUCAAGCGAUGAUCAGUUGGCACAUGGUUCUAAAGAGUCAAAUAUUGAUAAUAUUAAAUCAAGUACUAGACUUUCAGAGGUGUCAAGGGUUCCUACUUUAUUACCACCCGGUGGACCUUUGGUUCCCGAGCCUGAAGAAUCUGCGGGUAAAAUGUCUGAAAGUAUGAAAAAUUCUGGUUCAGCGGAAGUUUUAGACUCUGAAUCACACAAUACCAGUCAUACGCCCAACACUCAUAAUACUAUGAAUACCAGUCACAGGAUCGAAUUACCUGAUUCCACUCAUGAAGAAGAUACUGAUACUUAUGAUGAUGAGGAAGAAUUUAGUGAUGAUGAUGAAGAAUUUAGUGACGGCAAUGAUACUGGUCAAGCGGUUAAAUUACCUGAUUCCACUCAUGAAAAUGAAGGAAAUACUAGUGAUGACACUGAGGACGCGAAAAGAUAUGAGAACAGUGAAGAAUUAGAUAGUAGAGUAUCCUCAAGACCGGUCCAUCCCCAUGAAGUUGCGGCGCAAUCUCCUGAAUUUAAACCUACUAAACAACACGAUUCUGACGAACCAGAAGCACAUGGUGAUGUGGAUGGAGCAGACCAUAGUGAUAAUUUAGAUGAUUUAGACGAUACUGACACUGAUGAUACGGAUGAACCAGAGAAUAAUGAUAUGGAUGAACCAGAGACUACUGAUGGUGUGGAUAAAUUUGAUCAGGAAGCUGAGGAUUAUUACGACGAAGAAAAUUCUGAGGAUGAGAAUGACGAAGGGAACUUUUCUAGAGGUGCAAAGAUUGCCGGAGGUAUUAUUGGUGCCUUAAUAGCGAUUGGAGCCGCUGGUACAGGCUACCACUUCACAUCUAAACGAAAGGCGGAAGUGAUUGAAUUGGACGAGAUUGAUUUUGACUAUGCUCAGGUUGGGGAUUGUGAAGAGGUGGAAACGGCGGUUUUGAUCACGGAGGAUGUUUGGGAGAAUGAGGCUUAG
Messenger RNA from Theileria parva strain Muguga, 3812 nucleotides. Its product is annotated as putative integral membrane protein. Lineage: Eukaryota; Apicomplexa; Aconoidasida; Piroplasmida; Theileriidae. Bases 225 to 3812 code for a protein of 1195 amino acids. The record is from RefSeq and is a predicted model, not a curated record. The transcript has 2 exons.